Messenger RNA from Aspergillus bombycis, 2346 nucleotides. Its product is annotated as C6 transcription factor RegA. Bases 1 to 2346 code for a protein of 781 amino acids. The transcript has a single exon. The record is from RefSeq and is a predicted model, not a curated record. Gene Ontology annotation, biological process: DNA-templated transcription; regulation of DNA-templated transcription. NCBI's taxonomy places the organism in Eukaryota, Fungi, Ascomycota, Eurotiomycetes, Eurotiales, Aspergillaceae. Gene Ontology annotation, molecular function: DNA binding; zinc ion binding; DNA-binding transcription factor activity, RNA polymerase II-specific.
AUGCUUGCCCGGGCAUCUCAGGCAUGCACUGCCUGUGCAGAGGACCACCUCCGAUGCGACGAGGAGAAACCGUGUAAACGAUGUCAGCGAAGGAACAUCCAGUGCAAGGCGCCCCCGAAGCAAGUAGAUGAGUUUAGCGCUUCACCCACUAUCCCUGAGACGCAUCAUACAGAUGGUGGUGACCCAAGCUCUUUGAAUAAUCCCACUCUUAAGCCUGACAUCACAGACGAUCGACUGUAUCAAAUAUCUGCCAGUCCUCUAGCAGAAAUGCCAGCAGGCGACAUUUGGCCCCAGGUCUCGUCUCACCAUGGCCCAACUGAUUCGGUAAUCGAUGUCUCGGCGUCACUUACGAAAGACUAUCCGGACCUUGUAACGCCGGGCUCAGUUGACAUGUUUGCAUCUGGUAUCUCCAUGGAUAGUUUGAGUGGCGUUAGAACGCCGAGGGGACUGAUUACUUUCGGAUUAGAAACAGACCUGGAUCUGAGCAUGGUUGAUCUCAGCUUCUUAGAAUCCUACAAUUCCCGAAUCCCUUUUCAGUUUGAUGAGCAUGAGACUCCUCAAUCGUUUUCCGGAUCCGCCCUGGGGAACUGUGCGGCAGGUACAAAUUAUGGCACACCCAAUGAUCGUUCGAUGCAGCGAUUGCGAUGGCACUUUGUCCCUGAGCCGCAGGAUCACGGAUAUGCCGAGCACAAUAAUCUAUUACUGCCCGCUGAUGCGGAUCAAAACUCGACACCAAGGAACUUCAUCGGUAUGGACAAUUAUUGUAAUGCAGAGAGCCUGGACCUUGCCUCGCGUGAUAAGAUUCUGAGUAUCUUCCUGAGUCAGAUGAAACAUCCAAUCUCUCAAGUCACACUGUCCUUUCCCUCUGUCGAGCUCUUAGAUACCCUUAUCCGGUAUUUUCUGACAAGUCCGACGUCGAAUGCCAAAUCGUGGAUCCAUCUUGCCACAUUUACCCCGAAACAGGCCCGGCCUGAACUCUUGCUUGCAAUGGCAGCUAUGGGAGCUGUAUUAACGCCAGAUCCUUCACUGCAGAAAUUGGGUUUUGCAAUGCAGGAGGUCGUCCGUCACCAGCUUCCUGUGGUGUUUGAGAGCGAUAAUACCAUGAUCAAUAACCUUGACCUGUUGCAGGCAUAUUUGCUUUGCUUAGAAACUGGCCUCUGGAGCGGCAAUAAUCGAAAAAUGGAGAUCUGUGAGAGCUCUCGCCUACCUUUGGUCACAAUUCUUCGGCGUCGAGGAUUAUUCCAUUAUUCAGCAUAUCCACCUGUCCUCAUUAGCUCUGAGGAUGCAAGUGAUCACCUCGAUAGUAAAUGGCGUUCCUGGGUGCAGCAAGAAUCUUUCAAACGGCUGGUCUAUAAUUUGCUGCAACACGAUGCCCAAUUGUCUAUGGUUCUUUUCACAAAUCCGUUGUUAUCCUACGGUGAAACCUCACUUUCUGUCCCCUGUUCUCGCGAUCUUUGGGCUGCAAGCUCCGCUCAAAAGUGGAAAGAAUUGUACUGUGCACGCUUCGCUAUGGGCUCGACACGGAUCCCAACCCUUCUGGAGUGCAUUGCAAAUCUUGAUCUUCUCGAAUGCAGUAAAGCUGUGGCAGACACAGCACUUGCAUGUUUAUCUAUACUCUGUGCCAUGUGGGGAAUGGUCUGGGAAUAUCGACAGUUCAACAUUCUGCUGGCGGCGCAGUCCAGGUACUGGGACAAUGGGAUCCUGAUGGUAUCCCGCUACCAGGAGCUUGUGAAGAUGCUGAGGUAUUUUCAUAUGGGAUACAAAAAUGAAAGCACGCUCCAUUUGAACCUUAUCCUAAUGCACAUGCACAUGUCACUCGAGGAUGUGCAGAUUCUUGCCACGUUGGAGGAUCCCAAAAAGACCUCAGAGUUUCCUCCGUCGAUCCAUUCCUGGUCAAAAAGUAAAGAAUGCCGACAGGCACUCUGGCAUGCUGGACAGGUUAUCCGAGAGCUCAAAACUCUUCCUUCGCAACGUCUGCGGGACUUUAUGGCCGUUGCCCUGUACCAUGCUAGCUUGGCUCUCUGGGCCUACGGCAUGGCGAUUUCCCAUGCAACUGAAGAUAACGCUAUGUCCCGACCGAUUUCCACGAGUACGAAUAUGGAGAACAUAAUAUGGCUCGAUGGCGAUGAUACCGAUGGGGUGCAUCGCUAUAUCGCUUUAGAGCGUGGCAUUCCUGCUUUGCAUGGAGUCCAGCCGCAUAUAACCGCUGCUUCUCUGGCCGACCCUGGCGCCAUUUUGGAGCUAGUUCUUCAAAUAAUGCAUAGAAACCAUUCCGGUGAGCGGGAGCCGCCUCUGGUAGAGAACUUGGUCAGUCUCAUUGAGAAAUUACGGGACAUCAGCAAGUAA